AUGCCAGUGUUGAUGCGCGUGGGAACCCUAGUUGGCGAGCUGGACGACCUCAUGUUUGGCGUUGUAAACCCUACGUUGGAUACCAUGCGCGUCAAGGCGUCGUAUGUACACGAUCUCGACGCUGCCUCGAUAUUGUGUCCGAUUAUCGAACCAAACAACGACGAACCGUUCCGGUCACUUAUUAUCAAAUGGAUGACGAGCGAUGCGCCGCUACAGUCCACAAGUAUCGUGAAUAUGCGGGACUUUGUGUAUAUCGAGGCGACGGGUGUUGUCCACUCCAGUAAUGGCGACCGUGUCGGGUACCACUUGAUCCAUUCGAUCGAGUUCCCACAGACAAAGCCGAGACCUGACGUGGUACGUGGGAAUGUGUCAUAUUUUGGCUUCUUUCGACAGCUUGAGCACAACGUUCUCGAUGCAUUUGGGUCGAAUGAAGAAAGUAUCGUGGAUGCUACAGCGUCAACACGCGAGUGA
This is a messenger RNA of Phytophthora infestans T30-4, 471 nucleotides long. RefSeq lists its product as uncharacterized. The record is from RefSeq and is a predicted model, not a curated record. Bases 1 to 471 code for a protein of 156 amino acids. The transcript is spliced from 2 exons. Lineage: Eukaryota; Oomycota; Peronosporomycetes; Peronosporales; Peronosporaceae.